AUGUCGGGAUUGGACUAUCCGACGGAGGUUUUUCACAACGUCCAUUUUACCCUGGUCUUGUUUGAAGCGGCUGCGUCGGUGUUAGGAGAACAAUGCAUCCUUCUUGUCAGCUUCCACAACAAAAAGGGUCUAGAUUUCUUAGACAACACUCCAACCCAGCAAAUCAUUGCCGUCGCCAAGGAAGUCGCUGCUGUCAUGGCAUGUAUGAAAGCUGCCAAAGCCAACGUCGGAAAGUUCGCGUUACAAGUGGUACUUGACAAAGCCCGUUUACCUGCACAGCACGACCCGCUGGUAGAGCUGCACAACCCUCGUGCUGAACAGUCACGUACGACCCGUGGACAGGCACGUAGCACGACUUGUAAUCCUACGCUCCGCUUAGGCCGCUAG
Molecule: messenger RNA, 387 nt
Organism: Penicillium hordei
Lineage: Eukaryota; Fungi; Ascomycota; Eurotiomycetes; Eurotiales; Aspergillaceae
Exons: 2
Coding region: 1-387 (128 amino acids)
Source: RefSeq, a predicted model, not a curated record